ACACAGCUAUAGAAUCUUACUGAACGCAGUGAGCGUAGACACGGCCUGAUCGAAUUCUUUCUGUUCACAAUGCCAGUCACAAUGCGCUCGCUUAGAGCUUUUACUUUCCUUUCAAACCCGUGUGACUGUGCAAUAGGAGCUAAGUAAAAACACCUUUGUAUUAGAGACAGCCAUUUCACCCCCCUACGCAUUUAAGAGAGAUAUUCUUUUUGUGCUUGAAUGCCUGCGAGAGAAGGAGGUGGGUUAUGUGUACUCUUCCCGUCUUUUAUCUCGACAAAAUCGUUCGAAUGGUGCAGAAAAGGGAAAGCAGCCCGUGAGAAAUGCUUUCAUUUGUAAGGAGCAGUAGUGGCACCAAAUGUGCAAACCCCGCUUGGAUAUAACGGAACUGAAUUUUUGGACCAGUUGACGACAACUCCGAGCAGAUAAUACGCCAGGGCUUUGAGGAACACGGAAUCAAGACCAUAAAAUUCUGUAUGCAAACAAGGAUAUUUCUUCACCCACACCCAGUGCGGAUUGACGUUUUAUGAGUUCGUUUUUCAUUCAGCACUUGAAACGAAUAUGGCUGGAGGGGAGUAAGUUUUAGCGGACUGGGAAGCGGGGAGCGGUAAUGGAGGCCACUAGUUUGAUUACAGGCAAUGACGCUACCAGCAGUGCUAAGCGGAGAAGACAGGAUGCCUACAGGAAGGACCUGGAGCUUCAGAUGCGGGAGAAGGAUGCUGCCAAACUCAGAGUUCCAGAGCAAGAGGGUUUCCACAGUGCCCGGGCCCAAACGUACGCGGGCGGGCGUCCGGGCAGCAUAUACGUAGGGGAGUCCCCGCGCGUCGCAGCAGGGGGUGCACCACCUUUACAGCUCAGUAGAUUGCACCUGGACAACACAGCCGGUCUGCAGCACUAUCCUCUCACGGAGGCCACAGCUGGCGCACCGGCAGGAGCUCCUUAUCACUCGAUCAACCAAGCCUACAAUUUCUACGCCACCAGAGAUCUUGACAGACCAGGUUACGGCUCAAUUGUACAGCCUCUUGUUGUGCCGUACGUUGACAACCGGCCAAUCAUCAUGCCAGGGCGUUACGAGGGAGGACACGACUACCAUCCAAAGUUUAACCCCUUCCAAAACAACGACGCCUCGUUUCACAAAGAACUGAAAACAAUGCUAGGGAUAUCUCAGUUGGAGGUGGAGCGAAGGAAAGCCCAGAUGGCCAAAGAUCAGGACGAUCAGCAUCGAAGGUUGAGGAGAGAAAUUGACGACGAGAGGAGGAGACUGGCUGACCAAGAGUCAGAGGCUCGGCGGCGAUUGGAAGCCAUGAGGCGAGACCUGGACGACAAGCGGAAGGAACACGACAGACAAAGACUGUAUGCAGAGAAGGCGAAGUCCGUGGCCAUAGAGGCGCCGAAGACAGCUCCUCUUGUGGUGCGUCCGUCCAGCAACACACUUCUUCACGACAUGGAAGAUACGAGAAAACGUCUGAUUGACGAGAGACUCAAGAUCGAAGAACUGCUCAGAGCUCAACAGACCUCCUACCCCGCCGGAUCCAGACCACGCUAACCCAAACGUGGUACAAGAGUUCAAUCUGCUGAAGAACAAAGAGGCACGUACCAGACAAAUGUUCCGUUCCGUCUACCCUGACGUUCCAGAGACCAACAACCGUCUUGACUAUCAGCAGAAGGCCCUACUUAGGCAGCAGGAGCAGUCUUUGAUCAACAGAGCACAUGCUCCACACGCCAAGACAGUGACCUACAAGUCCUCAAUGCACUAUGGUCGACCUGAUUGGAUGGACAAAACGCCGACGCCAUUCCCUCAUAGAGAGCAUGUGACCCUGACAAAAUCAUUGACCAGUACGAGAGCCUGAGACUGCGUGGCCACAGGCCCUCUUCCGCGGAUACUCUGACAGAUGACACUUGGCUCCGCCCUGCCUCUGUGACUGUCGUGUGAUUGACAGACAUGGCCAUGCCCUACAUUUUUAGUUCUUGAUCACGCAAGCUUACUUUAUGAACAGCAAGGGAGUUUUUCAGUUGUACUGUAUAUUAUUAUUAUCAUUAUUGUUUCUUCUUUGUAAAAUAGUAUUUAAAGUCACGCAAUAAAAUAUCGUAUACCAAUAUUA
This is a messenger RNA of Aplysia californica (California sea hare), 2099 nucleotides long. RefSeq lists its product as uncharacterized. Gene Ontology annotation, cellular component: spindle pole; centrosome; microtubule. Gene Ontology annotation, biological process: positive regulation of cytokinesis. The record is from RefSeq and is a predicted model, not a curated record. NCBI's taxonomy places the organism in Eukaryota, Metazoa, Mollusca, Gastropoda, Aplysiida, Aplysiidae.